Plasmodium knowlesi strain H is the source of this 2016-nucleotide messenger RNA. RefSeq names its product transketolase, putative. Gene Ontology annotation, biological process: pentose-phosphate shunt. The record is from RefSeq and is a predicted model, not a curated record. Gene Ontology annotation, cellular component: cytosol. The coding region runs from base 1 to 2016 and encodes 671 amino acids. The transcript has a single exon. Gene Ontology annotation, molecular function: transketolase activity. NCBI's taxonomy places the organism in Eukaryota, Apicomplexa, Aconoidasida, Haemosporida, Plasmodiidae.
AUGAACGGCCCAAUUGAUCAGAAAUGCAUCAACGAAAUUCGUAUGUUGUCGGCGGAGCUUCCGCUGAAAGCGAACAGUGGACACCAGGGAGCGCCCAUCGGGUGUGCGCCCAUAGCACACAUUUUGUGGGCCUACGUAAUGAACUACUACAAUGAGGAUACGGAAUGGAUGAAUCGGGAUAGAUUUGUCCUCUCGAAUGGACACGCAAGUGCACUCUUAUAUACCAUGCUUUAUUUGACGAACCAAGGAUUAAGCAUGGAGGAUUUGAAAAAUUUCAGGCAAUUGGGGAGUCUAACCCCAGGUCAUCCAGAAAAACACAUCACGAAAGGAGUGGAAGUAACAACGGGGCCAUUGGGCCAAGGAGCAUCAAACGCAGUUGGGAUGGCCAUCUGUGCACAUAACUUAGCUGAAAAAUACAACACAAAGGAAUUUCCUAUUUUUGAUAAUUAUGUAUAUGCCAUUUGUGGUGAUGGUUGUAUGCAGGAGGGAGUAUUCUGUGAAGCAGCUUCCCUUGCAGGACACCUUGGCUUAGGAAGAUUAAUCCUUCUAUAUGAUGAUAAUAAAAUAACCAUUGAUGGAAACACAGAAUUGUCCUUCACAGAAAAUAUAGAGCAGAAAUUUGAAGCCUUCAAAUGGGAAGUUAGAAAAGUAGAUAAUGGUAAUACAGACUUUGAAGGUAUAUUGAAACAAAUUGAAGAAGCCAAAAAAAACAAGAAACAGCCAUCAUUAAUUAUCGUGAAGACAUCUUGUGGGUACGGGACGAAGGUAGAGGGGACAUGUAAGUCUCACGGAUUGGCAUUAAAAGAAGAAGAUUUAAAAAAAACGAAACAACUUUUUGGUUUAGACUCUGAAAAGCAGUUCCACAUUUCGGAGGAAGUAAAAAAGUUUUAUGAACAAAUUGUACAGAAAAAGAAGGAAAAUUAUCUUAAGUGGAAAAAAAUGUUUUACGAUUUUACAGUGCACUACCCAGAGAAGGCACAAGAAAUUAUGAGAAGGUUCUCCAAGGAGCUUCCACACAAUUGGGUCGAUGUCUUACCCAAGUAUACAACUUCCGAUGUUCCUGCAGCCACGAGAAAUUUAUCGGGGGUUGUUUUAAACUGCAUUAAUAAGAUCCUACCAGAGUUGAUAGGUGGGAGUGCAGACUUGACAGAGUCUAAUUGCACCGCCUUGAAAGAAGAAAAAGACAUCACCAAAGAUUCCUUUGCAAAUAAGUAUAUACGAUAUGGAGUAAGGGAACAUGGGAUGGUAGCCAUUACCAAUGGGAUAUAUGCUUAUGGAGGGUUCGAACCCUUUUGUGCAACUUUUUUAAAUUUCUAUACGUACGCAUUUGGUGCUUUAAGAUUAGCCGCAUUAUCUCAGUAUCACAUUUUUUGUAUAGCGACCCAUGAUUCAGUCGAAUUGGGAGAAGACGGACCGACACAUCAACCGGUUGAAGUAUUGGCCUUACUUAGAGCGACUCCUAAUUUGAAUGUAAUUAGACCAGCUGACGGGAAUGAAGUAUCAGGUGCUUAUUUGUGCCAUUUUAAGAACCCAAAAACUCCCACCAUUGUUGCCUUGUGCAGAAAUAAAGUACCCCACUUGAAGAACACCUCAGCAGAACAGGUCCUUAAAGGAGCCUAUAUUCUGGAAGACUUCGAGACCUCGAAUGAUAAACAGAAGGUUAUCUUAGCUGGAUGCGGUUCAGAAUUGCAUCUCUGUUUCGAUGCCAAAAAUAUUCUAACCAAGGAGCACAAUUUAAACGUUCGCAUUGUGAGUUUUCCAUCGUGGAAUUUAUUCAGACAACAGUCUGAGGACUACCAACAAUCUGUGAUGAUGCACCACGAUGCGAAGGUUGUUAGGUUCUACUUAGAGCCUGCUUCCACCAACGGCUUCGACACCUACUUUAAUGUCUACCUGGGAAUCAACCAGUUUGGCUACUCGGCCCCGAAGAACAAAAUAUGGGAGCACCUGGGCUUCACGCCGGAGAAUAUCGUUUUGAAGGUGCUGGCCUUUAUAAAGGCACAAACACACGCAUAG